This is a messenger RNA of Suillus clintonianus, 639 nucleotides long. Its product is annotated as RNA-binding domain-containing protein. Gene Ontology annotation, molecular function: mRNA binding. The record is from RefSeq and is a predicted model, not a curated record. The transcript is spliced from 4 exons. Bases 1 to 639 code for a protein of 212 amino acids. NCBI's taxonomy places the organism in Eukaryota, Fungi, Basidiomycota, Agaricomycetes, Boletales, Suillaceae.
AUGGACUCGCAAUAUUCUCAAUUUAGUCAACAGCAACAGGCUUAUGAUGUCAAUCCUUACCACCAGCCUUACCAAGGUCCCAUGUAUCCUUUGCCCGGAUCUUCCUCAAACCACAGCGCACCUGUUCCAGCGAAUGCGUACGAGUAUGAUGUGGGCAUACUUGCGCAACAGAGUGUCUAUGUUCCCGGAGCUAUGAUCGACAAGCGCGGUGGCGCUGGUGGGAAACUUGCGAAAGGUGGAAAACGUACUACUGUGCUCCGUAAGGGUGGUGGAAAGGUCUGGGAAGAUCAGACUCUUCUCGAGUGGAACCCAUCUUGGUUCCGCUUGUUCGUGGGAGAUCUUAGCAACGAUGUCUCAGACGAUGUCCUCGCGAACGCCUUCAAUCAAUACACAUCUUUCCAGAAGGCCCGCGUCAUACGCGACAGAUUGAGCCAGAAGGCAAAGUAUGGUUUUGUCGCUUUUUCAGAUCCAGAAGAUUUCCUCAAAGCUUGGAAAGAGAUGGAUGGUAAAUAUGUAGGUAACCGUCCAGUCAAGCUCAAGAAGGCAGAUGAUACUGCUAUUCGACCUGUAGAGAUAGGGCACCGAAAGGCUAGACAGCUCGAGAAGGACUUGAAGAAGAAUAGGAGCAAGCCUUAUUAA